CUGAGGAAGGGGCUGAGCGAGUAGCCGCGUCCUCGGUCUCACACACAUACACACACACACACCGCCACCGCCGCCUGGCCUUUCGCCAUGCACACGACCAGUGGCUAGGGUGCGGGGAGGCGAGCGCAUCACCAUGGACCAUGGGCCGCGUAAGGGAGGACAUUCGGACGGUGAUACUUAGAAAGCACUGCAACUAUGCAGGGAAAGUUGAGGCUGGACUGGCUGUACGGGUGCAACUCCUCAAGACUGUAGUUGAAACAACUUGCUGAGCACCAUGAGUUGGAGCUUCCUCACACGUCUUCUGGAAGAGAUCCACAACCACUCCACCUUUGUGGGGAAAGUGUGGCUGACUGUUCUCAUCAUCUUCCGCAUUGUGCUGACCGCCGUUGGGGGCGAGUCCAUCUACUCGGACGAGCAAACCAAAUUCACCUGCAACACCAAGCAGCCUGGCUGCGACAAUGUGUGCUAUGACUCAUUCGCACCUCUCUCACACGUCCGGUUCUGGGUCUUUCAGAUCAUCAUGAUAUCUACACCCUCUGUCAUGUACCUAGGCUACGCCAUCCACAAAAUCGCUCGCUCUUCAGAGGAUGAGCGGCGAAAGUUCCACAGGUACCAAAGGAAGAACCACAACAGUCGCUGGCGAGACAGCCACCCACUAGAACAGGUGCUUGAAGAGGAAGAGGAUGACGAUGCAGAGCCGAUGAUCUACGAAGAUGCUUUGGAAGUGCAGGAGGCAAAGCCUGACGUGACCAACAUUCCCAGUAGGGAUCUGCAGAAGCAUGACGGACGGCGGAGGAUCGUGCAGGAGGGCCUGAUGAAGAUCUACGUGAUUCAGCUCUUGUCCCGCGCCAUCUUCGAGAUCGGCUUCCUCGUGGGCCAGUACCUCCUGUACGGCUUCCGAGUCAAUCCGUCCUACGUGUGCAAUAAGAUCCCGUGUCCCCACAGGGUGGACUGCUUUAUCUCGCGGCCCACGGAGAAGACCAUCUUCCUGCUCAUCAUGUAUGUGGUCAGUUGCCUGUGCCUGGUGCUCAACGUUUGCGAGAUGUUUCACCUGGGCAUUGGCGCCUUCAGAGACAAUCUCCGCAGACGGAGGAACAAAGGUCGGCAGCCUGCCUACAGUUACUCUUACUCGAGGAACAUCCCAGCAUCGCCCCCGGGAUACAACCUGGUCAUUAAGUCCGACAAACCUGGCAAGAUGCCCAACAGUCUCAUAUCGCACGAGCAGAACAUGGCGAACGUGGCCCAAGAGCAGCACUGCAUAAGCCCUGAUGAGAACAUCCCCACUGACUUGGCCAGUCUACAUCGCCACCUACGGGUGGCCCAGGAGCAGUUGGAUAUGGCCUUUCAGACUUACAACACCAAAAACAACCCUCAGACCUCCAGAACCAGCAGCCCAGUCUCAGGGGGCACCAUGGCCGAACAGAACCGGGUCAACACGGCCCAGGAAAAGCAGGGGGCGAGGCCCAAAGCUGCCACUGAGAAAGCUGGAACAAUAGUCAAAAAUGGCAAGACAUCUGUAUGGAUCUAAAGUCACUGCAACAGUGUACAGUAGAUGUGUCAAAUGACUGGGCAUUAGUGGGACCAUGCAAGUAUUCAGUACUGUAUGGAAAGAUUUACUGACUAAAAAAAUUAACUAACACCACAUGAUCCAGCACAAUGUGCCUGAUCUUACAUACCAGUGUCAAAGAGUGUAAGAGUGUCAAACGUUAUCAUGAACACUGUGGGAGCAAAACUUGUUGAAAGGAAAUGUAAGUCUACCAUAUUCCAUACAUUAUUUGAGAUGUGUUUUUCCCUUGUGCUAGCCUCAGCAUUCUGUACUUUUCAUGUAUCUUACUGGUCUAAUUUUAGCAUGUCUGAAUCAUAUUAGAUAUGAGUCUCCUUAUAUAUACUGUAUUCAACAGUCUGAUAUCAGUUUACAGUACUUCCUCAUGAUGUCUUACAUCAGUUGUGUGAGUAGGAUACUGUAUGUUACACGUAGUGAUAUCUCUCAGAAAGGUUAUCAUAAGGUGUGCUCUUUAGCAUGAAUAUCAGUAGUCCCGUCACAUGGACUUGGUAAAUGAAGUGUGCAGCUUUUGGUUAACACUUAUUUUCCAGAUGGAUGACUGACAUAUACAUCAGAAUAUUUAUUUUUAAAAGGUGUUUACAACAGAGUGACCAUUAUUGUUUGAUUUUUUUUAUACAGUUCGCUGGAUUGUUUUAACUUCAUCCAUUUAUAUACCGAGUUACGUCUUUAUUUUGCGUUAAUAAUAUUCUUAGUUUUGUUUAAAAAUGUGUACAAUUAUGGAUAAGGAUUCUUGAUGGGUUUGGGUUUUUAAAGGUAUUAUAUUUCAAUAUGGGCAUUAUACAGUUUUUUUACAUUACAUAUGAGUAAUGCAAAAUGAGAUUUACAUUAAGCACAAUAAUUGAGCUACAUGGAACUGCCGACCAUAAAAAUGACAUUUUUGUCCCUUCAUCAUUCAUGUUUAAAAAUACAAAAUAGUUAUCUUG
Messenger RNA from Alosa sapidissima (American shad), 2487 nucleotides. It is a transcript of the gene gjc2, whose product is annotated as gap junction protein gamma 2. Gene Ontology annotation, biological process: cell communication. The transcript has 2 exons. Gene Ontology annotation, cellular component: connexin complex. The record is from RefSeq and is a predicted model, not a curated record. Lineage: Eukaryota; Metazoa; Chordata; Actinopteri; Clupeiformes; Clupeidae. Bases 275 to 1528 code for a protein of 417 amino acids.